UUCAAAGGAUCUUGACUAUUCAUCUGAUCUUGUUUAUUAUCAAAGACUAGAUUUGGGCACUAGAUAUGAAACAUUGCUGUACACAUUAUUUCCAAAUUUACUAAUUUUGCACAAUUUAAAUUUAUAUGAUGCCGCUUUUGUUCGUAGAGUACCGGUAUUUGCUUUCUUAAAUAAAUUAAAAGAUGUUGCAAAGAAAAGAAAAGAUCUUGAAAGAUUUGAUCAAGGUUUCAGAGUUCUUAAAUCUUUGAAAGGAAUCAUCAAUUGCGGACAUGAAAAUAUAGAAAUACUUUGUGAUAAACUGGAAUUGCUAUCCUCCAGUCGUAUUGAGCCAGGUAUCCUACAGAAGGGUUCCAGUAUAAAGCAAUUGCACACUUGGUAUGUUUAUGAGGAUUUCAAAAGAGCUGCGCAUUAUUUUCCGAAUCUUGAAAGACUACACAUUCUUAUCGAUGAUAAUCACUACAAAGGUCCCGUACUUGAAAAGCUUGAAAUACUAGAAAUGAAAUUAUUAUCUCAUCAUGAGAUUUGUUAUGCUUUCCAGGUCAUGGAUUCAUGUCCAAAUUUAAAAAGUGCACAUCUUCUCGUUCAUACUAAUCGCUUAUUUGUUGAUGAAAAAUUGAAACAAAAAUGUUUGCAAGAUUUAGUUAUAGAUUAUGAGGGUCCUUCAUGUAUCGACUGGAAUGAUUUAAAAAGAGCGCUCAUGAAAUAUCCGACCCUGAAACAUCUUUCGUUGAGGAGCCUACAUUACAUAAAAGAUGAACAUAUCAAACAAUUGGUUCCCAUUUUACCCAAUUUAGUACUAUUUGAUAUUUAUGAUUGCCCUGCAGUCACUCAAAAAGCUGCUGAUUAUGUUAAAGAUUAUUGUGAAAGAUAUGGACGAUCAAUCAAGUUUUACUUCAAAGGAAAUCGUGAUGAACUCGUGUCAGAUUGGCCUCAGUUAUCUACUAAGAAAGAAAAAAUCAAUCGAGCCUUUGAUUUCAUGAAACAUUGCUUUCUUAAAGAUUUUGAAGACCUUCCACAUUUCUUGGUUCCUAUUGGUUAUUGAAAACCACAUACUCAUCAAUAUAAAUAUUUGUUAUUUUAAUUCGAAGCCCAAUCCAAGAGCUUGAAAUUAGCCUCUAAACUCGCAUCAUUUUAUUUUGCGAUCUGUUUUUUAGUGAAUUGAAUCUAUUUUUUGAUCUUAAGAGAUGUCUUUGUUAAUGAAUAUUAAUAUCUAUGUUACUCUUUAUCUCGGAGCCCAUUCGAAGAGUUUGUAUUCAAUCUCUAUUUUUGUAACACUUUAUACCAUUAUUUGUUUUUAUUGAAUAAAAUGUAAUGUCUUAUCUAAA
This is a messenger RNA of Tetranychus urticae (two-spotted spider mite), 1325 nucleotides long. The record is from RefSeq and is a predicted model, not a curated record. NCBI's taxonomy places the organism in Eukaryota, Metazoa, Arthropoda, Arachnida, Trombidiformes, Tetranychidae.